AUGUUAACACGACUAGCACAGCGCGAAUGUUUUACGGAGGAAAUAUCAUUACUUGAAUCGAAAAAUAGUAGAAACGUACAUAAAAAUAGUAAAAUACUAAGCUUACACCCGUUCUUAGAUUCUAAAGGCAUAUUACGAAUCGGCGGUAGAUUAUCAAACGCAAAUGUCAGUUACGAUCAGCAACACCCGAUAAUAUUACCCUACAAACACAAGUUAACGGACUUAAUAAUUUUAGAUUCACAUAUUAGAAACUUCCAUGCUGGAAUUCAGACUCUACUAUCAAUUCUACGUUUAAAAUAUUGGCCUGUUAACGGAAAAAAUGCGAUAAAACGAAUCAUGAAAUUUUGCCUUACCUGUUACAAAGUACAACCUAAACCUUGUGAAUUUCUAAUGGGGGAAUUGCCGAAAGCACGUGUAAACCCUAGCAGAGUAUUUUCAAUUUGUUCUGUGGACUACGCAGGUCCGAUUUAUGUCAAAGAAGGCACCUUAAGAAAGUCUAAGUUAAUUAAAACAUAUAUAGCUGUUUUUGUAUGUCUUUCCACGCGCGCAAUACAUAUCGAAUUAGUUUUUGAUUUAAGUACAAACAGUUUUAUCAAUGCUUUAAAGCGGUUCUUUUCACGACGAGGCAAAUCAAGUCAAAUUUUUAGCGAUAACGGAUUGAACUUUGUUGGUGCAAAUAAUCAAUUUUUGGAACUUUAUAAGUUGAUUAAUAACAAACAACAUAAUUUAGAGGUGGACAAUUUUUUGGUUCGGGAUUCUAUAAAAUGGAAUUUCAUUCCCGCGAAAUCUCCACAUAUGGGUGGUUUGUGGGAGAGCGCGGUUAAGUCAAUAAAAUAUCAUUUAAAACGUACAAUUGGUGACGCUUCUUUAACGUAUGAGGAGACUUACACUGUUCAUGUAUCUAUCGAAGCGUGUUUAGAUUCGCGUCCUUUAACGCCCUUGUCCAAUGAUAUCCUAGAUUUUACUCCAUUAACCCCAGCGCAUUUCAUUAUUGGCGAUUCUCUAAGAAGUAUGCCUGAACAAACGAUUUCUGAAGAAAGAAUGAACCGUCUCACUCGUUAUCAACGAAUACAAGUGCUGUAUACUCAGUUUUGGAGAAGAUGGUCCAGAGAAUAUCUGGCGACUUUGCAAACAAGAAACAAAAGGAAAACCGACGAAGACCAGAAGGUGAAAAUUGGAUCCCUUGUGGUUUUGGUUGAAGAUGACAUAUCUCCGCUUAGAUGGCCCAUGGCACGCAUUACCGAACUACAUAGAGGUCAAGACAAUAUUGUGCGAGUAGUGUCAGUGCGAUUACCAAACGGUCACGUUACCAGACGUUCAAUCAAGAAAGUGUGUGUUCUACCCUUGCCAGACGAAGAUAAACUAGAUCACUGA
Messenger RNA from Sitophilus oryzae (rice weevil), 1374 nucleotides. RefSeq lists its product as uncharacterized. The coding region runs from base 1 to 1374 and encodes 457 amino acids. Gene Ontology annotation, molecular function: nucleic acid binding. Lineage: Eukaryota; Metazoa; Arthropoda; Insecta; Coleoptera; Curculionidae. Gene Ontology annotation, biological process: DNA integration. The transcript has a single exon. The record is from RefSeq and is a predicted model, not a curated record.